Molecule: messenger RNA, 1086 nt
Organism: Zingiber officinale
Lineage: Eukaryota; Viridiplantae; Streptophyta; Magnoliopsida; Zingiberales; Zingiberaceae
Exons: 4
Coding region: 1-1086 (361 amino acids)
Source: RefSeq, a predicted model, not a curated record
AUGUCUAGAGGUCGUACACACCUAGAUAAGCUAGCUAAGCAAAGGAUUCAAGGAGUUAGAAAAGAUGUUGCAUUCAAUAAACUUGGACAGCCAAUAGGAGAAGCAGCUAUUGCAAUGCAAAGUUAUAUUGGUGUGCUGGCUCGAGAAAAGGUUCAAAUUAGUUACAAGACUUGGAAAUAUGUUCCAAGUGAUGUUAAAGAACUGAUCUGGGAAUCAGUUAAUUUGAUGUACAAUGUUGACCUAAAGUGGAAGAAUGGUUGUUUGAAAUCAGCAAACAAUAAGUGGCGUCAAUACAAAAGUUAUCUCACUAAGACGUUCAUUUUAAGUAAGCUUGAUAAACCCGAGAAGUUGGAUGAGCCACCUAUUGGCUAUGGUAUUACAAGAGAUACUUGGAGGUCAUUUGUGAUUAGUCGCACGUCUGAAGACUUCAUGGAGCAAACCACCUUUGGUACCGCAUACUCAACACCUGAGUCUAAAACUGAGUAUACGGGGGACUGGCUUGUUGCUGCAAGUUGUUGGCAGUUAGUGAUACAUUUGGUACCCCAUGCCUUAAAGCUUUUCCCUGAUUUCCCAUUUCAUUUAAUGAUUGUGCCUCUGCGAGAUGUGCUGCUUCAGUUGGCUCUAAUCCUGAUCACAAUCCUGAUUGUUCUAGUGCUGCAAUUUGAUGACCAAUUCCUGCGAGAUGGUUACAUUCAACAAAAGAGGGAGGGUAAGCUGAUAAUUGAAGGAACCAAAGAAGAUAUACUUACCAAAGCACUUGACACUGAAGAAUAUAAUGGCCGUGUGAGGGGUAUUGGAGGUCAUAUCACUCCAACAAUAUAUUUCAAUUCUGGUAGAAGAUGGAAGCAUGCUGAUGUAAUCACUGAGCUUAAAAGGGAGCUAAUGGAGGCGAGGAAGAAAAUUUUAGAACAAGAUGCACGUAUACAAAACCUUGAAGUAAUGGUGUAUAAAAAGGGUACCAUGUGCGAUUUGAUUGAUGACAAAGGCAGUUGCUCAGUAAAGUUGCAACCCAUGAUUGAAGAUGACAUGAAGAAGGAUGAUGAUGACCUACAAAUUUUGUGUCAAGAUGAUGUUUUGCAGGUAUAA